Syzygium oleosum is the source of this 2157-nucleotide messenger RNA. Its product is annotated as (-)-germacrene D synthase-like. Lineage: Eukaryota; Viridiplantae; Streptophyta; Magnoliopsida; Myrtales; Myrtaceae. The record is from RefSeq and is a predicted model, not a curated record. Bases 177 to 1883 code for a protein of 568 amino acids. Gene Ontology annotation, molecular function: magnesium ion binding; terpene synthase activity. Gene Ontology annotation, biological process: diterpenoid biosynthetic process. The transcript is spliced from 7 exons.
ACGUGUCUUGAGUUUGAGAAAUAAACGUUUGCCUUUUCUGUUCCUCAUCCUCCCAACUUUUGGGACAUAGGAUUCUAUAGCCUAUAAAUACCCAUCGAUAAGUUUUCGACACUCACAGGAGAAACCCCAACCCUCUAGUGUUCUUCAUCUUUUGGUCAGACACCUGAAUCUAAGAAAUGUCUCUUCAGAUUUCAGCAAUCCCAUCUUUACCUUCUGCUCAAGAAACAAGCCACGUGACCGAACGCCGGACGGCAAAUUAUCAUCCAAGCAUAUGGGGGGAUUACUUCCUUAAAUAUGCUUCUCCCUCCAACUCAAUGAAGUUCAAAUUCCUUGGGAGAGUGGAGGGACAAAUUGAGGAACUGAAAGGAGAAGUAAGGACGAUGAUGGCUGGUGUCGUGGAUAAGCUUUCACAGAUGGUUCACUUGACUGAUCAAAUCCAACGCUUGGGAAUUGACUACCAUUUUAAACGUGAAAUAGAUGAGCAAUUGGAACAAAUUUACAAAAGUUACUCUCAACUUGAUCAUGAAGAUUUUAGGGUAGAUGACCUUCACAUGGUGGCUCUUAUCUUUCGAUUGUUGCAACAACAAGGUUACAAUGUUUCAUCGGAGGUCUUAAACCAAUUCAAGGAUAGUGAAGGGAACUUCCGGAAAUCGCUCAUCAUCGAUGCACGCGGAUUACUGAGCCUAUAUGAAGCUUGCCAUUUAAGGAGUCGUGGCGAUUCUAUCUUGGACGAAGCACUUCCUAUUGCUAUAACUUACCUUGAAUCAAUGGAUGAGAGCCAAGUGAGCACUAGUCUUGCGAAACAAGUGAAACAUGCCCUAAAGCAGCCACUUCACAAGGGAUUGCCAAGGCUCGAGGCGAGGCGUUAUAUUCCACUCUACCAAGAAGAGCCUUCACAUGACAAAGUCUUGCUCGCCUUGGCUAAACUAGAUUUCAACUUACUACAAGAGCAACACCAGAAGGAACUUGGCCAGAUUACUAGGUGGUGGAAGGAUAUAGAUGUUCCGAGGAAGUUCCCAUUCGCUAGAGACAGGAUUGUGGAAUUGUUCUUCUGGAUCACAGGAGUAUAUUUCGAGCCGGAGUUCACCAUGGGCAGAGAUAUACUAACUAAAGUGAUCUCCCUGACUUCCAUUCUUGAUGAUAUCUACGACGUCUAUGGCACAUUUGAAGAACUUACGCUCCUCACCAAAGCAAUCCAGAAGUGGGAUGUUGAUGCCAUGGAUGGAUUGCCAGAGUAUAUGCAAGCCUAUUACAAGGAGUUUUUCAGUCUCUAUGAAUAUAUAGGGAAUCAAUUGGCCACAAAAGGAAGGUCGUAUCGCCUCGUCUAUGCAAAAGAAGCCAUGAAGAAGCUAGCGAGAGCGUACUUUCAGGAAGCCAAAUGGUUCCAUACCAACUACACACCAACACUGGAGGAGUACAUGCCCCUUCAACUUUUAAUGACUGGCUAUGGAAUGUUAGCGACUACAUCACUUGUGGGAACGGGCGAUGUGGUCACAAAACAUGCUUUGGAAUGGUCGAUCGGUGACUGCAAGAUUGUGAAGGCUGCCCAAACCGUCUCUAGGCUCAUGGAUGACGUUUCCUCUCAUGAGUUUGAGCAGGAGAGGGGGCACGUGGUAUCUGCAGUGGAGUUGCUCAUGAAAGAACACGGCCUCUUGGAGCUGGAAGUUGUGGGGGUACUCCAGAAAGGAAUCAUCGAUGCGUGGAAGGACAUCAAUGAGGAGUUUCUUCGUCCAACCGCGGUCCCAAUGCCAAUUCUCGUGCGAAUACUCAAUCUCGUGCGGGUGAUGGAUGUGUUAUACAGCGAUGGAGAUAAUUACACUCAUUCUGGAACCAAGCUCAAAGAUUAUGUGACAUCGCUCUUCGUUAAUCCCUUGCCGAUGUGAUGUUUGGACCAAACGUCGUCACACCAGUUUGGUUAUUGUCAAUCAGUAAUCUAUUGAUUAUGCCUUUGAACUCCUAUUUUCCCGGAUGUAAUAUCAUUACCUGCAUGUACUUUCAGAUUGAUGUGCGUGAUAAGACUCAUAAAUAAACCAUGCAUAUGGGUAUGGUGUUGCUAUGUUUGCAAGUCUAGUGUAUCAUGCAAUUGUAAUAUUUCAAUAAUUCCUAACGCUUGGGAAAAUUGUCCAAAAAGUCCUAAACCUAUUGUACCGCGGCCAA